This is a messenger RNA of Colletotrichum godetiae, 339 nucleotides long. RefSeq lists its product as uncharacterized. The transcript has 2 exons. The record is from RefSeq and is a predicted model, not a curated record. NCBI's taxonomy places the organism in Eukaryota, Fungi, Ascomycota, Sordariomycetes, Glomerellales, Glomerellaceae. The coding region runs from base 1 to 339 and encodes 112 amino acids.
AUGAAGUUGACCUUCACUACCAUCGUUGGCGGGCUGGCUGCGACAACCACAGCCCAUGGUUUCGUUCAACAUCUCAUGCUCGGCGAGAAUCUAGUCGACACUUGGAACCCUUACAAAGAUCCAUCGAAGAAGGUCAACAAGAUAACUCGCAAGUUUAAAGACAACGGUCCGGUAACCGACGGCUUGUUCACGACCGAUGCCAUUACCUGCAACACUGGAUCUGAUAAGAACAACGUUCCUGCCACUGAGACCGCUAGUGUGCCUGCCGGCAGCAUUGUCAAGUUCAUGUGGACUGAGUGGAAAAGCGAUCAUCCUGGCCCAAGUACGAGGAUAUCUUAG